AUGCAUAUCAGCAGUUUACAGGGCACCCUACUGCUGAUUGGCUUCUUGAGUUACUUGGUGAUGGGUGCCUUCGUCUUUGAGCUUCUGGAGGACGAUCACCACAGAUCUAGAGAACAAGCAACGUAUCACAUGAAAGAGCAGUUUUUUUUGAAUUACACCUCUCUCAGCAAAGAAGAGGUGGAGCGUUUCAUAGUGAAACUGGUAAAAGCUGUUCGGUCGGGAAUAGUUCCAAUAGGACACCUUCCUCCUGAAAAAUACAGCAGCUGGGAUUUCGCUCAUUCUUUCUUCUUCGUGGGCACUAUAUUAUCCACAAUAGGCUAUGGAAACGUCUGUCCCCAAACGGCAGAAGGUCAGAUCUUUUGUGUUGUUUUUGCUCUCCUUGGAAUCCCCUUCAAUCUCAUCUGCUUGAACUAUAUUGGCUUUUUAGUCUCAUCAACCUGUGAAAGAUGUGCAGAGAAAUUGUUUGCGAAUGAUAAGAAGAAAUCAACGAAAUACAUUUCCCUGUUCGUGGUUAUGGGAAUUCUAGUAUUUCUUGUUUUGCCAGCGUUCUUCUUUCAAAGCAUGGAGGGCUGGAAUUACAGUGAAGCUAUCUAUUAUGCAUUUAUUACACUCAGCACCAUUGGUUUUGGAGACUAUUUAAUAGGGAUGAAUCAUGACCGGACCUAUUUUGGGGGCUACAUGCUGCUCGCAGCCAUUUGGAUCAGCAUUGGUUUGGCUUGGAUAACUGUGCUGUUUGAACUGGUAUCUUUAUUCCUGGCACCUGUGGAACCGAGUGCAAGCUUACCAAAAGACAGUAGAGGGUAA
Lacerta agilis (Sand lizard) is the source of this 804-nucleotide messenger RNA. RefSeq names its product potassium channel subfamily K member 16-like. Gene Ontology annotation, molecular function: potassium ion leak channel activity. Gene Ontology annotation, cellular component: membrane. Lineage: Eukaryota; Metazoa; Chordata; Lepidosauria; Squamata; Lacertidae. The record is from RefSeq and is a predicted model, not a curated record. Gene Ontology annotation, biological process: stabilization of membrane potential; potassium ion transmembrane transport. Bases 1 to 804 code for a protein of 267 amino acids. The transcript has 5 exons.